GAACUUAACCAUUUGAGAAGAUCAAAUGUAUUAAGAAAAAAGAUUGUGUAUAAACUCUUCGGAUUCAUUAUCUGAUCGAAGCCAUUCAUGUAAUAUGUCAAAUACUAAACCAACAACAAUGGAAUGUGAUACACCCAAGGAUACAUUUUUAUCCCACUUAGCUAAAUUCUUAUCCGAGGUGAACAAAAAUGGGACUAAAAUACACAUAGACGCAAUGUCACUUAUAGAGUUUACAUUUAUGAAAAUACACCAUGAUCAAUUCCCAAGGGAAAUAUUUUCUGAGUGUCACGUCGUGGGUUCAGCUGGAGAAGGCAUAACAGGUUUAGAUAUUUUUACAAACAAUUCCAUAUAUAGAUGCCAUGCUUGUGAUGAAGACAAUGACUGUGAUUGAAAGACAUCCAGGAACACCAAAUGAAAAAUGCAAACUACUUUUAAGGAUGAAUAACACUGAUACAAUUCCUGGUUAUGUUAAACUGAAAUACUAAAAACUGAAACUGGUGAAAAUACUAGUAAUAGGAAGGCUGAAGAUGAAUUCCUUCCUAACACACUAUUUCGAGACUCUUUUCAAAGGCAUGGAAACCCAUGUAAUGCCAAGCUUCUAAGCCAAAUGAUGGAACUUCUUGGAAUUCCUGGAGAUAGAAUAAAAGUUAACUACUUUGUCAAUGGUCCAUCUUGUUCAGCGAAUGUUGAAACAAAAGAUCGAAAUAUACUAACGAGAAAAUUAGUAUGGAUGGAGUCUGUAGACUCUGUUAUAGGACUAAAAUGUAACGAAUGGCCUGAAAUAGCUGAAGAAUGGAUUGAAAGAAGCAGAGAGUACAACUGGCCUUCAGGAGACCUCAUAGAAAAAGCAAUCUCUUUAGGAUGCUAUGUGGUCCCUAUCGGUGGUCGUCAAAGUAUUUCGAAAGACUUCGAAUGGUGCAUAUCUUUUGUUCUAGCAGAAAGACUUCUGAUUCGAAAUAUGAAUUCUAUUCAACGUUUCAUUUAUUCUGUUCUAAAAUCGAUCAGGAAGGAGAUAUUUGGGGAGUUUUCCGUUAUAAUUUCAUCUUACAUAAUUAAAACAAUUAUACUUUGGGUAAUGGAAGAAAACGAUACGUCCUCUCUUCAACCGAAGAAUGUAAUAGAAUAUGUCCAAGAAUGUUUUCAAAAAUUGUUGGAAUUCUUAAAAGACGAUUUUUGUCCAAAUUACUUUAUGAGAAAAUGUAAUUUGUUCCAUCUAAAAUAUUCUGAAAAUGAGAAAAGUGACCUUAGUAGUUUAGUAAGAGAUUUUGUAUUGUCUCCAAAUUUUCCGGAAAUCUUGUGUUUUUUACAACCAAUAGGAAAUCUUCGACGUAGCCUAUGCAGCGUAUGUCAAUUAUCCGGACUAACUGGUAGCAUUUUUAAUUUUGGAAGAGAACUUUUCGACACUUUACUAUUUAAAUAUCAAUUAGAAGAACCAAUCAAUCGUUUUGUAGACAGCAUCGUUAAUGGUUCAGAAGAGUCUGAUGCUAAUGUUGCUGUUAAAUCAAUUAAUGUGAUAUUGGAAACUCUGAAAGCAAACAGGGAUAAUUUUUCACCCCUUCUGCAGGAGACACUAACUGGAGUUUUGUCUUGCAUGCAGAUCCGCGCUGUAUGCGCCGCAUCUUUUCAUAAGAUGCAGACUUCAUCUGAGCCUUUUUCACUUGAAGAAAGAUUUAAUGUUGUUAAUUAUUUAAUUAAAAGUGCGAACUUGAAGGUAGAAAAUCUGAGUGUCAGUGAAGUUGCACAGCUAGCCCAUGUAUUCUUUUCAUUUGGAUGUAUUCAAGACUGUUUGCAUCUGUUUAUGUUGACGCUGGAUAGUUUAAAAUCAACAUCUCAUAUCAAAGUGGACAAUGUUAUGUCAAUAUUUGACGUUGCAGCCUCAUUUUUAUUCCAUUUUCAAGAAAAUAAAGCUGAAAAUUGGCUGUGUCGACCAGUAAUACUUACUAAACUUUACCCUUUUGAAUUUCCUAUGCUGACAAAGGAUAUUCAGGUCGAAAUGCAGGCACUGAAAAUACAACAAAAUGUUUAUUCAGAAUUGUUAAAACGUAAAUUAACUUUCAAAGUCACACUUGAUCCUCUUGUUUACAUUUGUUACAUGAAAUUCAAAUGUCAUCGCUUGUUAGAAGACAACAUAGGGUCAUGUUUUACCUUAAAAGAGUUUGGAGAUAUCGUACACAAAAAAGUAUCUCAUCGGUCUAUUGCGUUGAGUCUUCUUGGGUGCUGCUUAAAAGAAAAUGGACGUGUGGAAGAAGCCAUUUUAAUGUUUUAUCGGUCUUUCUUGAGGACAAGGAGAGAUUGGCAACACUCUACCAUGUGGCAAUAAUGCUUAAAGAUGAAUUCGCUAAAUAAGUUAAUUUUUUGGACUUUUCAUGUCCAUCCCUGAAAGGUUAUUAGUCUGAAUUGUACAUGCAAUACCUGUGAAACAAAUAAGUCGAUGAAAACCAUUAAGGAAUGGUUAAAGGAUAUUCUAUUGGUUAAAAAAUAAAAAGUAGAACUGUUAUUGGUGUAAGAUUAUUUUUUAUACACUCCUCCUCACUUCUCCAUGCCCAUGGCACCUGAUCCCACCUAUGAUGUUUUGGAUGCGGAUCCUUAUUUGCACUGCUCCUAUUUUGUAUGGUUAAAUGGACUUUUGAGCUUGAAUACUGUUUGUUAUCUCCAGAUAUUGCAAACAGCAAUAAUAAUGAAAUUACUAACUACUUGGAAGAGUGUGCAAUGUAGAUUAAUUUUAUAUCAUU
Molecule: messenger RNA, 2732 nt
Organism: Saccostrea cuccullata (small rock oyster)
Lineage: Eukaryota; Metazoa; Mollusca; Bivalvia; Ostreida; Ostreidae
Exons: 2
Coding region: 608-2320 (570 amino acids)
Source: RefSeq, a predicted model, not a curated record